AUGUUGAAACAUCUUGCAUCCUUUGCUGUUGGAGUUUAUGUUGGUAUCUACCUGGAUCAAAAUCGUCAAAUCCAAGCGGUUUCUUCACCAAAAGAGUUGUUUAGUCGCUUUUUGGAUGAAGCUGAUCAUUUUUUAACUGGUGUUCGUGAAGAAAAUAGCCAGGAUCAGUUGAGGAAGGUAGAAGACGAUUUCUUCAAAGAUGUAGAAGAUUGGUUCAAACCGAAGAAGCGUUUUCCCUAA
Brugia malayi is the source of this 240-nucleotide messenger RNA. RefSeq lists its product as uncharacterized. The transcript is spliced from 3 exons. The record is from RefSeq and is a predicted model, not a curated record. Bases 1 to 240 code for a protein of 79 amino acids. Lineage: Eukaryota; Metazoa; Nematoda; Chromadorea; Rhabditida; Onchocercidae.